Molecule: messenger RNA, 581 nt
Organism: Mesitornis unicolor (brown roatelo)
Lineage: Eukaryota; Metazoa; Chordata; Aves; Mesitornithiformes; Mesitornithidae
Product: cholesterol desaturase daf-36-like
Exons: 4
Biological process (GO): cholesterol metabolic process; chlorophyll biosynthetic process
Cellular component (GO): chloroplast
Molecular function (GO): chlorophyllide a oxygenase activity
Source: RefSeq, a predicted model, not a curated record
GAAAUCCCCGAGAACGCGGCCGACACGGCUCACCUGGCUUUCCUGCAUGGACCAGCGAUUCUGGGUGGAUCCGAUCUCAGGUACAUGAGGUCCAAGCUGUGGGAUUUCAUGAAGCACAUCUGGAAGGCCAAGUGGCAGCCAGAGCCGGAGCCCAACGAGCACUGCUCCCGGAUGCUGGUCCAACACAGCACAACCGUCUUUGGGAAGCACUUCUCCUUGAUGGAUCUGACGGUUUCGGCCAGGCAGGUGGGGCCAGGCUUGGUUUUCCUGACCCUUGAACAUGCUUUCCUGGGCCAUGGGGUGAUCCUGCAGACGGUGACUCCCCUGGAGCCUGUCCUGCAGAAUGUUGUCCACAAAAUCUACUACCAGAAGAACGUGCCGGCCGUAAUCCCCAAGUUCAUCCUGAGAGCAGAGUGCACACAGUUUGAGCGCGAUAUCACCAUCUGGAAUAACAAGCAGUACCUGCCCAAGCCGCUGCUGGUCAGGGAGGACGCCAGCAUCCAGAAGCACCGGCGCUGGUACGCCCAGUUCUACAGCGAGCACAGCAAGAGGGCCCCGGCGCAGAACGGGGGCCUGGACUG